UAUUUUUUUCCGAUGUAAGACGGGUUUGGGUUCAACUUUUUUUUAGAAUUAAUGUGACUGUUUUUUAUUUUUGACUGAGGAAUUGAUUGUUGUAUAUAGUGCGUGUCCGGUGGACAAAAUCUGCUUAAGGGAUUAAUGGAUUUUACUGGAUAAGGUGUCAUGUAUAAGUAAAAAAUCAACGAAAAGAAGAUGCUCACUAGUGCCUUCGAUCCCACCCCAGUAAAAUUAUUCCAGAAUUUCUGUGAUAAAAGGCCUUGAACAAUCAAAAAGAAGCCACGUUUCCUGUCAAAAUGGCCCCCACCUGUCAUGGUGAUGACGUGUCGUGUCAAAGCUGUUCCCAAACUGGUAUUUGUGCGGGCAACAAUAACAACAACAAUAAUGAUGAAAAAAUGGAUUACGAGGGCUCUGUGGAAACGGAACGGGCCACUAGAGAACUGGAAAACCUUAAUAAGGAAUUCUUUGUGGAAGACUUUUCCUUAAAACAAACCCAUUUCCUAACGGACGUCCAAAACUGCGUAGAAAUUGAAUCCAGUAGCAACGUCAUCAAUGUCCCAAAUGAUGGAUUCGACCUAUCCGUAGAAGAAAUUAGCGAUCCACUAGGCAUAGAAAACAUCCCUCUUAAUUCAACAUUCGUCGACCUAAACCAAGAACAAUCCUACCAGUAUCAAGCAUACGAGGACACCAUGCAUCAGCACUCCACUUCUACCGAAAGUUUCAUCAUAGAACAGGAGAACCUCAGCAGCUCAAAUCAUUGCAUAGAAAUAUCACUGGAACCCACACAAAACACCUCGAAUAUCAGUAUUAUCGAAAUCAACGAUGUAAAAACUCUUUGCUCAAGUAUAGCCCCGGAUUUUCACGAGUCAAACAUACUAGACAACACGAGUUACGUGUUAAACCUGAAGGAGAACCUCAAUGCUCAAAACAGUGAGAUAAACAGCCUCGCUUUUAGUGAGGAAUCGUCACAGUCGGUGCUAAGUCAUCGAGAUCUUUCUGAUAAUCAUUUUCAAGGCACCAGCACAAUGUUAAGUCCGAAGAGUGAUAGCGAUAUUGAACAGAACGAGACGGAUUUGACCAGUCUGAACUGGUUACAAAAUUAUACGAACAUUAUGUCAGUGCCGAACUUGCCAACACCUCCAGUGUCACCAAAACCACGAGCCACAAAGUUACGAGAUCUAUCUGCGAAAAAAGAUCCGCCACCCCGACCUGCCGAUUUAACCAUCGACAUCACGUACUAUAAGAAAAACGGCGACAAAAAACCGCCAUUUUCUUAUGCCACUUUGAUUUGUAUCGCGAUGGGCAGAAAUGGAAACAGAAUGACGCUGAACGCCAUCUACCAUUGGAUUAGGGAGAACUUUUUGUAUUACAGGAAAGCCCACCCAAGCUGGCAAAAUUCGAUAAGACACAACUUGUCCCUCAAUAAAUGCUUUGUAAAACAAGCCCGAUCAAAAGAAGAACCAGGAAAAGGAGGAUUUUGGAGGUUAGACUUAGAACGGCUGGAGGAGUCGAGACGUGCAAAGAGGCGAUCCUCACUUACAGUGAGGACACCGAAAAACGGCACCCAACCACCUUCAAAAUCGAAUGGAAAACAACAGAAAAAAAAUAAGAGGUAUAGGCCUAGUUCAGCACCUAGCGAAAGAAAACACAAUAUUCUAUCGAAUAUCUCGAUUUGUGGUGCCACCGAUAUAGAAAACGUGGAAGAAGCGGCCAGGGCCAGCAUGAAAAGCAAAAGGAACCACCCGAAUACCACAAAAACCAAUUUAAAGCCAACAGAUAACAGGAAAAUAUGUCUGGAAACGUUUGUGAAGCACGAAAACGAACCUUAUCCCGAACCUAGAAAGCUUGAAAAUGAUUCCGGAUGUGAAUUGACUAUUCCACCAUCUAUGCCCCAGGCCCCUCCAGUUACUGAAGCAGUGGCUCCACCUAUUGUUGGUGAAGAAGAACUUACUGGACUCUGCACGUUUGUCUCCAACAAUGGCUGGGACGAUUGUCAAUUGGAACUGUUGGAUUCGAUCUUGGAUUCCCUUUAGGUAUUGUGUAAAAAAGGUAUUUUUAUAGAGCCCCCGUCCCUUGUAGAUAUUUUAUUAUAACAAAAAAAUACAAGAAAAAUCUAGUCUUUUAGAAUUAGUGAAGAAAAAAAAAUCAUCCACA
Anthonomus grandis grandis is the source of this 2148-nucleotide messenger RNA. Its product is annotated as forkhead box protein P1-like. Gene Ontology annotation, molecular function: DNA-binding transcription factor activity, RNA polymerase II-specific; RNA polymerase II cis-regulatory region sequence-specific DNA binding. The transcript has 8 exons. Gene Ontology annotation, biological process: regulation of transcription by RNA polymerase II. NCBI's taxonomy places the organism in Eukaryota, Metazoa, Arthropoda, Insecta, Coleoptera, Curculionidae. Bases 291 to 2027 code for a protein of 578 amino acids. The record is from RefSeq and is a predicted model, not a curated record.